Molecule: messenger RNA, 4395 nt
Organism: Lachancea dasiensis
Lineage: Eukaryota; Fungi; Ascomycota; Saccharomycetes; Saccharomycetales; Saccharomycetaceae
Source: the annotation of a GenBank genome assembly
AUGAGCUCCAGUGAUUCGGAUACUGCUGCGCACAGCAUGGCCGUUGCCGCGAAAGAGCUGCCGCUGCAGAAGCCAGAGGCGGAGGCAAUGGUGAUCGAUGCUGUGGAAACGGGGUCGGUGCAAGCAGUGGACUCGAACCGGCCUGAAACGUUUCUCAACAGCGAUGACCUCGAAAAAGUGACAGAGUCGCAAAUCUACCCUCAGAAACGGCUUUUUUCGAUCUUCCACACGCGUAAAAUGCCGGCCAUACCGGCGCAGGAGGACCGCACGGUAUUCCCAAUGUACCAUACCAACUGGCUCUACCGUAUCUUCUUCUGGUGGGUCUUCCCAGUCAUUCGCGUGGGCUACAAGCGUACGCUGCAACCGCUGGAUCUGUGGGUAAUGGAUCCACGCAUGUCCAUUGACGCGCUUUAUAGCGACUUUGAGGGCUACCUGGAAGGGUAUAUUCAACGCGCGCGCGCCCAGUAUGCCGCGGAUCACCCGGAGGCCUCCGAGAGUGACGUUAUCGAGAACACAGUCCUGUCGAAACACACCGUCACCCGCGCGCUGCUGUGGACCUUCAAAUGGCAGUAUUUCAUGUCGUUCAUGUGCAUGGCGCUGUCGAACGCGACUUCGGCCUUUCUGCCCAUGGUCACCAAACGGGUCAUCUCGUUUGUCGAACGCAAAGCCCUGGACGCCAACUUGAAAGUCAAUGCCGGCAUCGGCUAUGCCAUCGGUGCCAGUGUGCUCAUGUUACUCAACGCGGUUUUGUUCAACCAUUUUUUCUAUAAUUCCCAGCUUACAGGUGUCCAGGUGAAAUCUGUUCUCAUCAAGGCACUUUUGACCAAAUCCCUAAAACUGUCCGCUUACUCCAAACACAAAUUCCCCAACGGUAAAAUCACCUCGAUCAUGUCGACGGACUUGUCUCGCUUGGAAAUGGCUGUCAUUUUUCAACCGCUGUUGGGUGCUUUCUUCGUCGCUGUCACGAUUUGUAUUGUGCUCUUGAUCGUUAAUUUGGGCCCAGUUGCCUUGGUUGGUUUGGGGAUUUUCCUUGUAGCAAUGGUGGGCUCCGGAUAUGCUUUCAGAGCGUUGGUCAACGUGCGUAAAGCUACCAAUGUUUUCACCGAUGCCCGUGUCACUUUGAUUCGGGAGAUUCUCAAUAGUAUGAAAAUGAUCAAGUUUUAUGCCUGGGAGGAUGCUUACGAGAAAAAUGUGGAGGAAAUUCGUAGCAAAGAAAUCCGCAAGACUAGAAUCAUGCAGUUUACCAGAAACUUUGUGGUCGCGUUGGCCGUAUGCCUGCCCAGCAUGGCAUCUUGUGUCACUUUCUUGGUCAUGUACAAGGUGAACAACGGUGGAAGAAGCCCUGCAAACAUUUUUUCGUCUUUAUCACUUUUCCAAGUGUUGAGUAUUCAGUUCUUCUUCUUGCCCAUGGCUCUAAGUACUGCGGUUGAUGGUUCUAUCGCUUUGAAUCGUGUUCAAGAUGUCCUGGAGGCUGGGGAAGAUGAACAAGAUAUUGAGAAAGAUGCUCUACCUAUGGAUGAUGAAAAACUGGCACUCAAACUGGUAAACGCCUCGUUUGCCUGGGAAAAUUUCGAAUUCCAGGAGGCCAAGGAAAAUGCUCGCAAAAAAGCUGCCGAGCUAGAAAACGAAAAGAAGGGCAAGAAGAAAAAGAAAUCCAAGCAAAAGAUUCCGGACAAAGGUGGAGCCUUGAGCAAAGAUGAUUCCAAUUCUCUCUCAGAUGAUUCUAAGACCCCCAAAAUUUCUUUCAAUGGCUUCAACGAUCUUAAUUUCAGUAUUGCGAAAGGCGAAUUGGUUAUUGUAACAGGUUCUGUUGGUACUGGUAAAUCUUCACUGUUGAGCGCCAUGUCUGGUUUUAUGAACAAAACCAAUGGUGGUAUUUAUAAAGACGGGUCUUUAUUAUUAUGCGGAUACCCUUGGGUACAAAAUACCACUGUUAAGGACAACAUUAUAUUUGGCUCCCCUUACGAUAAGGCCAAAUAUAAGGAAGUCAUCCGUGUAUGCUCUUUACAGGCUGAUUUAGACUUGUUGCCUGCAGGCGACAAGACUGAAAUUGGUGAGCGUGGUAUCACGCUUUCCGGUGGGCAAAAAGCACGGAUCAAUUUGGCUAGAAGUGUCUACAAGGAAAGAGAUAUUUACUUGUUUGACGAUGUUUUAAGCGCCGUUGACGCCCGUGUCGGAAAACAUAUUAUGGACGAAUGUAUGCUUGGUAUGCUGGCUGGUAAAACCAGAAUUUUGGCCACACACCAGCUGAGCUUAAUUGCCAAAGCCUCUAAGGUUAUUUUCAUUGAUACCGACGGAUCGGUCGACGUUGACACUGUUGGCAAUUUGAAGCAAAGACGCCCAGGAUUUGUGAAACUAAUGGACUAUUCCAACCACUCUGAAACAGAUGAGCCUCAAGAAGGUGAUUCGGAUCAGGUAAGGCCAACAGUCGAUCGUGGUGUUAGUCAACAUGAAACUUCCGAAUUGCAAAAACAACUCAGUAAGAGGUCUCUGGGCGAGGAUAGUUCUCAAAAGGGAGCCGAUGGGCGGAUAAUGAGUACAGAAGAACGUGCAGUUAAUUCAAUCAGUCUCAAAGUUUACAAGGAAUAUAUCGCAUCUGGUGUGGGCAAAAAGGGCUUCCUGAUUUUGCCCUUGUACGUGCUGUUCUUGGCGAUUUCUACAUUCACCCUUUUGUUCACCUCAGUUUGGCUUUCCUUCUGGACAGAGUAUAAAUUCAAAGGCAGAAGUACUUCUUUUUACAUGGGAAUGUACUGUUUUUUUGUGUUUUUCAAUUAUCUCAGUACGACCAGUCAAUUUACGGUCUUAUGCUACUUAGGAUUAACAGCUUCAAAAUGGUUGAAUUUGAAAGCAGUCAAAAGGUUACUACACGCCCCAAUGUCAUUUAUUGAUACCACCCCGAUAGGGCGUAUUUUGAAUCGCUUCACCAAGGAUACCGAUACUUUAGACUCAGACUUGGUGGAAAACAUCAGGUUGUUCCUCUAUCAGUUCGCCAACAUCAUUGGUGUUAUUGUGAUGUGUAUCAUCUAUUUGCCAUGGUUUGCCAUUGCCGUUCCAUUUUUGGCCUUGGUAUUUGUUGCAGUCACCGAUCAUUACCAAAGUUCAACCCGUGAGAUCAAAAGACUAGAGGCUCUCCAAAGAUCGCAUGUAUUCAAUAACUUUAAUGAGGUUUUGGGUGGUAUGGACACGAUUCGCGCUUACAGAAGUCAAAAGAGAUUCUUGAAGAAGUCUGAUUUCAUGACUGACAGAAUGAAUGAAGCUGGUUAUUUGGUUGUUGCAUUGCAACGGUGGGUUGCGAUUGCUCUUGAUAUGAUUGCAAUGACUUUCGCCUUAAUCAUUACGCUAUUGUGUGUCACACGCCAGUUCCAUAUCUCUCCCGCAUCCGUUGGUGUUUUACUCACAUAUGUCUUACAAUUGCCCGGUUUACUGAACUCCCUAUUAAGAGCAUUAACACAGGGUGAAAACGAUAUGAAUAGUGCUGAAAGGUUGACGGCGUACGCAACUGGACUACCUCUAGAGGCAGAUUACCGUAAACCGGAAAUGACUCCCCCUCCCGAAUGGCCCACCCAUGGCGCGAUCGAAUUUGAUGAUGCAAGCUUGGCGUACAGACCUGGCCUGCCCUUGGUGUUGAAGCACGUCAACUUACAAAUUCGAGGUAAUGAGAAAAUUGGUGUAUGUGGGCGUACUGGGGCUGGUAAGUCUACAAUUAUGAGCGCAUUGUACAGAGUUUGUGAACUUCAAACAGGUAGAAUCUUGAUUGAUGGAAUCGACGUAUCCACUUUAGGUCUUUUUGACCUGCGAUCCAAGUUAUCGAUUAUCCCACAAGACCCAGUUCUUUUCAAGGGUAGUGUGCGCAAAAAUUUGGACCCCUUCGGAGAGCGCUCUGAAGAUCAAUUAUGGGACGCACUUUCGAAGAGUGGUGCCAUAGAAGCAGAUGACGCUUCUCAGGUUCGCACGCAGACGGUUGAGAACAUGGGAUCGUUGAGUAAUUUGCACAAAUUUCAUUUGAAUCAAGAAGUUGAAGAAGAUGGUAGCAACUAUUCUCUUGGUGAACGUCAACUGCUUGCCCUAGCGAGAGCACUAGUGAGACAGUCCAAAAUCCUCAUUUUGGAUGAAGCAACAUCUUCUGUGGAUUACGAAACCGACGCCCAAAUCCAGGAGCGUAUAGCUUCGUCCUUCUCUGACUGCACCAUCUUGUGCAUUGCUCAUCGUUUGAAUACUAUUUUAGACUAUGACAGGAUUCUGGUCUUAGAACAGGGUGAGGUGGCCGAGUUCGACACUCCAGCUGCCUUAUUCGAUAAAAAAGGUAUUUUCACUGAAAUGUGUGGUAGAUCUGGAAUUACCAAAGAUGACAUUAUAAAGUCUAAUGAGCUUGCUCUAGCGAAGAAAGCCCAGUAA